Messenger RNA from Erpetoichthys calabaricus (reedfish), 1417 nucleotides. RefSeq names its product 5-hydroxytryptamine receptor 2A-like. The coding region runs from base 791 to 1417 and encodes 208 amino acids. The transcript has 4 exons. NCBI's taxonomy places the organism in Eukaryota, Metazoa, Chordata, Cladistia, Polypteriformes, Polypteridae. Gene Ontology annotation, molecular function: G protein-coupled serotonin receptor activity; neurotransmitter receptor activity. The record is from RefSeq and is a predicted model, not a curated record. Gene Ontology annotation, biological process: G protein-coupled receptor signaling pathway, coupled to cyclic nucleotide second messenger; chemical synaptic transmission. Gene Ontology annotation, cellular component: dendrite; membrane.
AGGCAGUCUGUAAGAAGCCACACUCCUGCUGGAGAGGAGAAUUCCCGAUUUGAAGACUGCUUAUGUUAGUUGCACUGAAAGCGCUCCUCCUUCUGGAGGAUUGCCUGUUUAUUAUAUAUUGUGCUCGACUUAAAAAGAAAAAGAAAAAAAAAAAAGGAAGACCUAUGAUGGCAGAUUACUGGAAAUUUUGCUUUGUACAUGGGAAGUGCUUUGACUAAAUGUAGUAACAAAAGAUAAAUAACUCUUAGCCUCCAAAGCUAAUGGCAAUGUGCUUAAGGAUUUUCUACAGUAAGUGACUAGCAGAAAUGUGGAGCAUAUAACACCGAGCAGGGAAAAGGAAAGAAACAAGUGUGAAAACUGGCAGAAGAUUGCUCUCCAUAGUACAGAAGCAGCAAGUACUUUCUCAAGCUGUGACUUUAUAGUCUCUCUGCUGUGAGCAUUUCCCCCCUCAGAGUGUCUACACCUGACUGGAAACAACACUGGUCAAGAAAAUGACACACUGCCAGAUCUGUUGUAAGCACUUCUCAACUGUGCUAAUGGUCCUUCUGUGUACCUGAAGCAUCAAAAUGGACUAAGUUGGUUAACCCUUUGGCUCUUUGACAAGAGUUUUCCUGAUGGGAUAUAUGACUCUCCUGGGGCUACUCAAACAAGUCAUCACUGCAAAGGCAAUGACAGGCUGGCAGAAACAGUGGUAUUGUUUGCAAGCAUGUCAUCCUAUGAUACAUAAGCUCUUUAAAAGCCGCUUCUACUGAUUAGACCAUAAUGCAAGUGUGACAGAAGAACCUGGAAAAUGAGUUUCUUUGGUGACGAGAGGAGUCCCUCAAACACAAGUACAGUGUCCAUUGUGCCCUUGGAGGUGUUCAUGCCAGAUCUGCCCUAUGGGAAUGGGAAUACCUCCAGUUUCUGCAACAAGACCAUGGAUGCGGAGAAACUCUGUAAUCUGUCAUGUGCUGAGAACUUGGCACCACCAUGCUUUUCAGUGAAGAACUGGUCGGCCCUGCUUACUGUGAUUAUAAUCAUUUUGACCAUCGCCGGCAACAUCCUUGUGAUUAUGGCUGUGUCACUUGAGAAGAAACUGCAGAACGCGACAAAUUAUUUCCUGAUGUCACUUGCCAUAGCUGAUAUGCUGUUGGGUUUUUUGGUGAUGCCAGUCUCCAUGCUUACAAUACUCUACGGAUAUGUUUGGCCCCUGCCUUCUGAGCUGUGCUCAAUCUGGAUUUACUUGGAUGUACUGUUUUCAACGUCCUCCAUCAUGCAUCUCUGUGCUAUCUCCUUGGAUCGAUACAUAGCCAUAAGAAAUCCCAUUCAUCACAGUCGCUUUAAUUCAAGAACGAAAGCCUUCAUGAAAAUAGUUGCUGUUUGGACUAUAUCUGUUGGUCCUGCCAUUUUGCAUGGUUCAUUGAUAGCAGAAGUGUGA